AUGUUCCAGCACCCAAACGAGGAUUUCAGACGAGCACUCGUGCACAAGAGUAGGUUCACUGCAGCCGCUCAGGGCCAAGUCCAGUCAUUGCUGCGACAUGAACGGUUACGCCGAUGGAUGACCCACCAUCACCCCGAUCUGAUGCUCGUCGACGCCAACAUCAGUUCGUCCGGCCGGGAAAAGGUGUCUGCCAUAUCAGUCUUUUGCGCCACCUUGGUCUCUAGCAUGAUCGAAGUCCAUCCUAACGAGGUGGUUGUCCAAUUUUUCUGCGGAUUACAUACCGCUCGCCUGGAUCCCUGGCACGGGCCGAACGGUCUGGUCCGUUCUAUCGCCAUGCAGCUCUUGUUGAAACUAGUCAAGAUGAAAAUUCUAGACCUGAACUUCAUCAACAAUCGGGACUACCUGAGAGACCUCGAGGAGCACGACUUAAAUGCACUUUGCGAGUCACUUUACUCGCUCGUGUCUCAGUUCCCGGCCGACACAACAGUGUACUGCAUCAUCGACUCCAUUUCUUGGUUCGACAAAGACAAGACUUUCACGGAUCUCGCCGCCGUAAUGGAAUGGCUGCAAUACAUUGUUGAGGACCGGUCACUGAUUCCUAUGUUCAAGAUACUGCUGACAAACCCGAUGAAAAGCACCAGGAGAAUGAAGGAGCUGCCGGUGUUCAAAGAGAACCCGGCUAGACUUGUUACUCUUUCCUCGAGGAAUCUGGUGCCCAUGGGAAUAUCUAACAGAGCAAUUGAACGUCAACUUUCCAGAUCCCCGUCACCGUCACCGCUCACGCCCAAGAGGGGCUUGCCUAGGACUCCAAGACAGGAAAGUUAUGACGAUGAUUAUGAUGGAUGGUAA
Molecule: messenger RNA, 849 nt
Organism: Aspergillus welwitschiae
Lineage: Eukaryota; Fungi; Ascomycota; Eurotiomycetes; Eurotiales; Aspergillaceae
Exons: 1
Coding region: 1-849 (282 amino acids)
Source: RefSeq, a predicted model, not a curated record